CUGAGGCGGGGACGCCGAGGAGGCCGAGGAGGCCGAGGAGGCGGAGCCGGCCGGGGCUGUCUGAGUGACGGUGGCGGCCAGCCCGGCUCGGCUCGGCUUGGCUCGGAGGGGAGGCAGCAGCGCCAUGGCCCCGCUGGGGGCGGACCGAGAGGGCUACUGGGGCCCCACCACGUCCACCCUGGACUGGUGCGAGGAGAACUACGCCGUCUCCUUCUACGUGGCCGAGUUCUGGAACACACUGAGUAACCUGAUUAUGAUACUACCUCCAAUCUGCGGUGCCAUUCAGACAGUCAGGGAUGGACUGGAAAAGCGAUACACAGCUUCCUAUUUGGCUAUUACAGUGGUAGGAUUGGGAUCGUGGUGCUUCCACAUGACUCUGCAGUAUGAAAUGCAGUUAUUGGAUGAACUACCCAUGAUCUACAGCUGUUGUAUAUUUGUCUACUGCAUGUUUGAAAGUUUCAAGGCCAAGAACACAGUGAAUUACCACCUGAUUUUUAUAUUAGUGCUAUUCAGCUUAAUAGUAACCACAGUUUACUUAAAAGUUAAAGAACCGAUAUUCCACCAGGUCAUGUAUGGACUAUUGGUUUUCACUCUAGUACUGCGGUCUAUUUAUAUUGUUACAUGGGUAUAUCCAUGGCUUAGAGGACUGGGUUACACAUCCUUAGGCAUAUUUUUAAUGGGAUUUUUCCUUUGGAAUGUAGACAACAUCUUUUGUGAAUCCCUGAGGAACUUUCGAACAAAGGUGCCACCUUUUGUGGGUGUUUUUACACAGUUACAUGCUUGGUGGCACAUUCUUACUGGCCUUGGCUCCUAUCUACACAUCCUUUUCAGCUUGUACACAAGGACACUUUACCUGCGGUACAGACCAAAGGUGAAGUUUCUCUUCGGGAUAUGGCCCAUGAUCCUGGUCGAGCCGCCCAAGAAGCACUUAUGAGAAGAGGUCCCACAAAGAAAGCACAACCACCUGCUGCUGGCCUCAUUGCCUUGGGAAGAUCAUCCCAAGACUCAAGCUUCCAUAUUAAAUAAUGUGCCAGCCCUUGUGUUGAAAGGAUGAGUCUCUGACUAACACUACCAGGCCAGAAACAGAGGGAGAAGUGGGUGUGCUGGGCACUGAGUGUGUGUUUUACUCCCUUAUAGUGUCUAAAAGGACAAGAUAGGAUGUUUCAUGUAUAUAUGGAAAUGUUGCAGAAAUUGGGCUUCUUUAAUGAGCUAGUCACUGGUUGCUUUCCAGUGGCCACUGGACAGUGACCUUUUUCCCCUUUGAUGUGGGCUGAAUCUGAAAUGUAACUUUUCUGUAUGAUUUUAAAUGAAUAUGCAAUUGAAUAAUGGAAAUUGUUGGCUGGGGUGGAGCCAGACUAAGUACUAGUUGAAGGAAACUUAGAAGGUUAUUGCCAAGGUGAAGGGGUCCAGCCAAAGGAUUGUAUUCAGCUGCACCUCUUAAACUAGUAGGUGGUAUGUGUUGUCUCAGCUCCCAUAGGGAGCCGCUCAUUCUAGCUCAGUCCUGCCACUACAGUCUCUGACAUAUGUCACUUCACCCUUUGUAGCUCAUUGUACAGGCACUUUCCACAUAUCAUUGACCCAUGCCAGGUCACAGAUUCACCGAAGCACUAGUUACAUCACAACCAGAACCCACCAGAACAUUGGACACACCCAUUAUCAUGUCAUUUGGGCCAAUGGCCCAAGUCACAAAUCAGUCAUCUGAUAUUCCUCUAGCUAGUACUUAACCCCAGCAGUGUUAGCUACCUCCCCUUCACCCCUGGGAAUGUAGUUUUACCUUACGCUCCCUUUUCAAAGAACCAGUUCUUGGUACUAGGCAAGACAUUUCUCUGUACCCUCUGAGGAGGCUGUGCCAAACAAAGCCCAGUAAAUCAGGGUUCGAGCUGGAUAUUUGGGGUGUGACUUCUUCCUUAAGCUAAUUAAAGGUCGUAUUUCUAACAAGUGUCCACACUGUUGCCUCCAGCUCCUUCAAAUCUUGGUAGAUCCCUGCUUGUGGUCUGGUCAAACAUAGAGCAAACCUGCCUCUGCUCCAUCCAGCAUUAUUCCUAUGCUCACAUUCUUUUCAGCUCCAGAAAAUAUCAGUGAAUGACAUACACUGACUUUUCAAAGUGUUUGGUAAUUUUAACUUCUCUGAGAGACACGAGACCCACCACGAAGUUUGCACAGGCUGAAAUCUCACAUCAGGAGCUUAUUUUGUGUGUCUGUUCUCUUUGCAUCUGAGAGAAGUAGACCAAGAGCUUGAGAACAGCCUCAGGCAGCUCCAAAUUCACCAGAAACUGAUGUGUGGGGCACAGCUGGACUCUAGCAUCAGGCAGCUCAUCCUUAGGUGGAUUUGAAUAUGGCUUCCAAAGUCAGCAGAAGGCUCACCUGCCGUGGCACCUGUGCCUCAAAGGGUGGCAGCAAAUGAAUGUUAACAUCCUCGCUUCCCACAUGGCAUUUCCUUUGCUGAUACUCCCAGAGAGAAUCUGCUCACAUUCCUCUUAUGCAAUCUAGUUGUUAAAGACCCUGACCCUUUUUGCAGUAUUAAAUAAGUGACCUUAACACAAAUUGAAAAUAAACCUGUUUCGGGUUUUGAGGAAUUUAUUUUAAAAGUUUUAUGGAUGACUUUUUGUUGCUUUUUAAAGUUUUAUUUUCCCAUUUUCACUCAUCCCAACAAACCUUGUUCUCUGCCCUUCAGCACUUCAAUACUGCCUUCCUUCUCUCGGUCCAGUUCAGUGCCAUCAGCCAUGUGGAACCCAUACCCAUGUCCAGAUUUUGUUCACUUUCCUUCCAGGGGACCAAACCUUAUCAAAACCUGAAUAUGGGGGAAGCACUGGCUCUGGUCCUCUGUGCCUUAGAAGCCUGGGACAUUGAAGAAUUCCACACACCACAAGUCACUUUCUCUGCUUCCUGCCUUAGGAAUUCUGAAAAUUACCUCUUCCAUCCCAUCUUUAACUAAGCAAAUUAUGGAUCUGUUCUUCAAAAGAUCUUUGGACUUAGAGUCAGAAGACCUGGAUCUGCCAGUUACUAGCCACGUCCCCUAAGUCAGAUCAUGUCUCCUCUCAGAGCCUCAGUGUUCAUAUCUGUUUGAUGGGAAUGAUUAUUACACUCCUUACCUUGCAGGGUUGUUGGGAGGAGAACAUUUUAUAAAGCACCAUGUAAAUGUGAGCUGCUUAUAUCAUUUCUCCACUCUGCACUCUCUUUUAUCCAUAACAAUUGGCAGGAAUUUCUGUGGGCAAAGGAACAGAGUAAGAUUCUUCCUAAGCUUGCCAGUGACACGGCCUCCAAGGAUUUGAAUGUGGUAACUCGCCUCUCUGUAGCACUUAACAGUCUACAAGGUGCCAUCGUCCAGGCCUGAAAUGGGCAGUUAAAACCUUGACCUCUCACCGUCUGUUGAAAUUGUUCUCUUCCUUCAAGGUGCGGCUCAGAUGCCAACUCCUCCCUGUAGCUUUCCCCAAAUCCUUCAGCCUAAAGUUAUCUCAUCCUUUUUAGAUUUUCACAGAGCCCUCUGGCUGAGUGUUUCCUUUGCCACCAUCAUACACUACCUCGUAUCAUGUUCAUACUAUAUCUAUUUAGCUAUAAGCAGGAGCUAUGUUGUCAUUGUCAUCUGUAUCCCCAGUGCCUAGCCCAGUGCUUGACAUGUUGUGCAGGCAUGGACUAACAUGGUUGAAUUCACAAGUAAGACAAGCAAUGCAAAUGUCAUUUUCCCUGUUUUACAGACAAAGAAACUGAGGCUUAUAGUGAUUAUGCUCCAUAUUACCCACUAUCUGAAGUGGUUCAGAUGCCAGCACUCUCUUAGUUAAGGUUUGAUGCAAGAUUGAAAUGAGGGCACUCAGAAGUCAUUGAACAAUUAACACUAGAAAUACUGGAAUUUAAAAAUAUUUCAAAGGACCAACCUGCUUCAAUUGAUGCAAGGCACUUUUUUUUAAUCAGUCAGGAAAAGCAAAUAGAGAUAGGAUGAAAAUUUUAUUUCAAAGUAAAAUUAUAAUAAAAAUUUUGCAUCAGCUGAUAUGCCUGGUCCUCCUAGUGUUAACAAAAGGUGAACUUUGCCCUAACAGCAGGGACAUACAACAAGGGUACAGCGGCACUUGCCCCUCGUCUCCAUAUGGAAAUGCAUCUCUUCAGCAGGGCAGAAUACGGGGAAGGACAUGAUGACUCUUGGCCUUCAGAAAGGGGCCUAACCCUAACCAAUGGUGAGAAGGGGGUGAGUGGAGCAGAGAAGGCAAGAAGCUGUGUCAGAGAAGUGGUCGUAAUUCGAAGCCCAUUCACUCCCACCUCGUUCUAAGAAAGAACCAGCCUCCAGGCCCAGGCCUUCUGACUGUUCUUCUCAGUAGGAGUUGUUUAUAGGUAGCAUACGUGAUGCCGGAAGUGGAUAGAAUAUGUUUAUUGCCUCUUUGGUCACACAGAGUGGCACUGUGUUGUCCUUAGGGUUGUUUCUGGUCUCUCUGUGUCUCUGUCUCUCUGUCCUCUCUCUCCUCGGUUUCAGAGGACUGUGCAUGUUAAAGGACCUCAGAAUUAUUGGGAAGAAAGGAAGAAUUAAAGUCUGGCUGUAGGAA
Messenger RNA from Dromiciops gliroides (monito del monte), 4532 nucleotides. RefSeq names its product alkaline ceramidase 3 (gene ACER3). Gene Ontology annotation, cellular component: endoplasmic reticulum membrane. The transcript has 11 exons. NCBI's taxonomy places the organism in Eukaryota, Metazoa, Chordata, Mammalia, Microbiotheria, Microbiotheriidae. Gene Ontology annotation, biological process: phytosphingosine biosynthetic process; ceramide metabolic process. The record is from RefSeq and is a predicted model, not a curated record. The coding region runs from base 125 to 934 and encodes 269 amino acids.